AUGGUCGCUUGUAAGGUCACGCACGUAGACCCAAGAUGCAUUGCAUCGUGUGUCGCUGUGACAACAGCCAUUGCAAUGAUGUUACAAGGGAAGCAUAUGAAGCAAACUGGAGAGUAUGAUGUCGAGGCAGUGAUUAAAGAUGCAUACAAGUACGCCUGUAAGACACUUGAAACUACAGCAGAGGUAAUUCUAUGAAUUUUAUGUGGAAGUAGUACCAUUUUGAAUUUUUACCCUUUAAACCCUAAGAUCAAAAUAUGAAUUCUCAUUUGUUGCACCUAUUCAUUUCCUACAGAAGUAGUGGGGAGAAGUUGAUAAAAUAUCAACUAAGCAAAUUAAUCUUGUGUGAUCAUGUCUGUAAUUCUCAUGACCACUCCAUUUUACAAAGCAUUGAUAUUACAAGGAGAAAUUAGAGGCUGAUCACUGUUAGGGCUUAAAGGGUUAAUGUCAUAUAAUUUGUGUAUUGUUAAGAAAAAACUCGUGUCAAUAAAAUUUUAAGAAGAAUAAGAAUUUGAAUUUCAUUUCAAAAUAGCUGGCAGUUAUAACAGUGAAGACCAGAAAACAGCAUCGUCUUCUAAACCAAAUAUUCUGGCAACUAAAACAAAAAUAUUUAAAAAUGCAGUAGAUCUAAAAUGAAGUGGAGCAUGUUGGUAUUAGCUGACCUUUGAAUCUCUAUUUAGGCUGAAGAGCUCAAGAAGUACAUGUUUUGCACGUCAUUGGGUGACCUCCAGCUCGAUGAGAGUGAUAAAAUAGGCUACACAUACAAAUGUAUGGGGGCAGGAUUUUGGGCUUUGAGGCAGAACGACUUCCGAGCUGCAUUGGAGGCCAUAGCAUAUGAGGUAACUUCAAGUUCAAAUCUACUUCCGGGCACAUCAUUUGAGAGGUUUUGUUUAGAGAAUGGAUUUGACAAAAUUUAUCUGGAAAGCAUGUUAUUCAGCUAAAUAUUUUCCAGAGGCUUAGCAACCCGUGUGCUGGUACGCAUAUGCGGACAUGAAAUGAUGUUGAAGAUUGAAGAGACAGAUAUUAAGUAAAAAGGAUAGAGUUUUACUAUCCCCCGUUGCAAGUUUUACAUUCAUAAAAAACAGUAAGAUAAAUACUCUCGCCACUGUUUGUGCCAAUUCUAAAGGCAAGUAUAAUUAUGUCUUCGUUUUUGUGGACAAUCUUUUACUGCAAUCAACAGCCGAUGGUCGGCCACCCUCGAGGCAAAAUAAUGAACCAGCCUCUUCGUUUGCUCUUCAAAAAGGUGUAGCUAAGCCCAUGUUAGCCUGUGUACAUCCACCCACACAGGUUAAGCCCAUGUUUUCAGUCCAAUAGCAGUUAUCAUCUCAGGUUGCUUCAAACGUUUUACUUUUGAAUUACCCAUUUUAUGGAUUCUUGGAGAACCUCAACACAUUUUAGCCAAGGACAGCUCGUGUACAAGCUGGAGAAAACUGGCGACAUUUCGUGACGCCAAGACUUACCUCUCACGAAGACAUUUUUAGUGGAGCUCCUAUUUCCUUUGUGGGGAGGGAAGAUACAAGCUCCCCUAAAAACAAGUAAAAAGCUUGCGUGGGAGGCUACGCUACCACUGGUUUCCCCGCGAAGUGACGUCUGUGAAAUGAGCACUAACCCUGAUCUCGGUAGUGCUUCUGAUUGGUUGAGACAAAUUUCCCUCUCUGCAGGACCAAUCAGAGGCACGACCCAGAUCUUGGUAGUGACGCAUCAUCGGUAUGGAACUUCUGUGCUCAUUUCUCAGACGUCAUUUCGCAAGGAAACCCGUGCUGACGUCGCGAAAGGUCGGCUACUUUCUCAGGCUACUUGCGUACCAGUUUUCCAUGCUACUGCAGUUUGUUUUAGUCUGGUUGUGUUUCUCAUCUUGCAGGGUGGGGAUGCUGACACUAAUGGCGCGGUAGCCGGAGCUCUGUUGGGCUGUAAACUUGGUAGCAGUGCUCUUCCACCAACUUGGCUCAAAGGACUGAAGCACAAAGGCUGGUUAGAU
Molecule: messenger RNA, 1975 nt
Organism: Porites evermanni
Lineage: Eukaryota; Metazoa; Cnidaria; Anthozoa; Scleractinia; Poritidae
Source: the annotation of a GenBank genome assembly